Messenger RNA from Sphaeroforma arctica JP610, 2166 nucleotides. RefSeq lists its product as hypothetical. The transcript has 4 exons. The coding region runs from base 193 to 1524 and encodes 443 amino acids. Lineage: Eukaryota; Ichthyosporea; Ichthyophonida. The record is from RefSeq and is a predicted model, not a curated record.
CAGCCUUCCAAAACGAGGCAGCAGCACUUGAAUGCUAUUGCAAUUCAGAUAUACAAUUCAGAUAUACAUGUAUACUCUGGAGGCUGUCCUUAUGUCAGAGUAUUUUGUGUAAACAGACCUUACGACCACAUUGCUUCUCACGGUAUCCUAGCGCGCCCACAUCUGAUAUUUGGUGGGUAGGUGUUAACAAUUAUGUUCGUACAGUCUGCCCACUUACGGGUACCACUGUUUUUAUUUGUAAUAGUAUUAGCGGUCCUUUUCAGGCAUUUACAUCAAACCCAGAUGUUAGAUGAAUAUGCACAGUCACCAAAGAUCACAAUGGAUGAGCUGCUGAUAAACAAACUACUGCGCAAUGUGUCACUGGUUGUAUCUGACUGUGACAACAGGAUUGCGGCUUAUAGUGCAGAUUCUGCAGUGUUUUCCAAAAAUGUUCGCCAGCUCAAUGAGCGACUUGCCAAAGAAAGUAAACAAACCAAACGUGUGCUGACACAAGAGGCUUUUGCGGCCCUGGCCGAAUCCACGAGCAACUACUCUAUCUGGGUAGAGCAGAACGUAAGCAUAGUGGCAUCUGAGAUGUCACAGUUGCUUUUCGAUGUCCGGCAGUUGGAGGCAUUCGUGAUCAGUGUGGGCACCAUCGAUGAUUACAUAGAAAUGGCAAGGUCAGCUAAUCCAAUACAAGCUUUCUUCCUGCGGAUGCCCGCACCCAUACCGGAAACCGCAUUAGACACUGCCAUCCAAGCGGUCCAAACUUCCAGGACAAGAUGCAUGGAGGCUAUGGCCAAAGCCACUGACGCUCUAUCAGACCCCAGACAAACGGUGUACACGAGCCUCUCCCACGCCAAACGGCUACCCAACGUAGCCAUAACCAAGCAGUCCAUACUUUGGGCCGGAGACUCAUUGCUGCGAAAUGUGUACAGUGCACUGUGUAGGCGCCAUUUGUGGGACGAAGAGUGUGAAGGGUCGAUGGUCACGAAUAAAUUGGCUUCGGAUAGGAGCGUGGCGUUUCAUUGGGCUCCGUCAGUGUACUAUCAGCAACCUACUGCCCUGCUAAAUACGGGACAUUACGAUAAGCUGGUCGUGAGCAUGGGUGCCUGGGAUCUUGGCAAGUACUUUAAGAGUGUGGACAACUGGUGCGACACCCUUGACAGGCGUAUGCGCGAGUGGACGGUGGCGGCAGAACGUAGCAACACAUCCGUGUAUUGGUUCAGACUACACGCCACCUAUGGCGAGACGUGUGCACCCGAUAACAAGGAUUGUCGGGAAGCGAAUGACCCGCAGAGAGUCUCUGACUUUCGCGCGUGUGCCAAUGCCAGUGCUCUGGCGCACAACGUAGCGGUGAUAGAUACGUUGGAGUUGACGGAGGGUCUGGAUCCCGCGGUGGGGUAUGGCCCUGGGGAAGCUGUGCACACACGAGGAACUCUGUUUGAGAAGGAGGUGGACCACUUUGAGAAGGUGUUUGGUUGGUCUGAUACGGAUACUGCCACCAGUAAAUCGGGAGAGAUAACAGCACAAUCGAUACACUGAUUGGUGGUAUAGGUUCCGUGGCUAGAUAUAGGGCCCAGGGUACUUAUAGACGAGAACUUGUAAUUUUUUGAUAAUAUGUUUGGUUGGUCUGAUGGGAUACUACAACCGGCAAUGUGGUAGGUAAAUACACCAAGUUACCAAAUAUGUGGAGAUUGUAGCCCAAUCUAUUCUCUGAUUGGAGGUGUACGCCGUGUGGCUCUAAAUCACACCGUGUGUGGACUGCACGGUCAUCGCUUAUGUUGCAUGCUGGCGAUGAGUGAACUGUCUGACUGAUACGAUGAAUACUAAUCACUUUCGUCAUAGCUGAAUAUUUCCGUUCCAGAAGGCCGGCCGGAAUGUUUUUUAACGUUCAAAGUUCAUCAAGAGGCAACCAUGGAAAAGCGCGAUAAUCCACAUCGUAUGGUCCAUCCUAAGCUCUCUGAAUGAUUUUAUUAUUUUAUAUCGUCAGAUGAUGAUAUGCGACUAAUACCGAACACUUUCGACGUGGCUGAAUAACUCCGUUCCAGACAAUGAACGUUUUCUUUUUGUGUGUGAUGUAGCGUGUCAAUAGACAACGAACAGUAGGCAGGGAAAAAUCAUACAGUGAGUACUGCACUACCAAGGAGUGUCUGUAUGAAAUAAAGCCCACGUAUAUGCGCUCCA